UUCAAUUACAAUUUGCAAGCAGUAAUUAAGGAGAUCCUCUCUAGCAAGUCAUCAUCAUUCAAUACAAUAUGGCUGCAUCAUCAACACAAAGUGAUGAGAAGCAGCAGCAGGAGCUACAAGCCAAUGGUGAUAUCCAAAUCCACCAAAGUGUUCCAAUAACAGCCCAAACAAAGACCAACAAAACUCAUCAUCACCAGUCCUGCAAAGAGAGGAUGAAAGGGAUGAUGAUGCCAAACAAGAUGAUGAUGAAGCUCCACCAUGCAGGGCAACAGCAGCAGCAACCAGCUGCAUUGGAAGCAACUCAUCGUGCGCCAGACAAUACAACAAAGAAGAAGAAGAAAGGAACGCAUUGCAUGCCCAAGAUCCGCGAUCACUUGAAGAACUUCAAAGCUAAAAAUAGUAAGACCAAAGAAAAGACCAACGGGAGCAGCAGCAGCAGCAGCAGCGAUGAUGAGAACGAUCAUGGAAAGGCCGGUUCAAGAAAGGCCAAGAACUAAGAAUUCCUCUAUGUGGGGUAAUAUAUACUUGUUAGAGUGAAGUUAAGAACGAAACAAGUUCAAUAAGCUACGUAACUAUACAAUGGGAUUUGAUGGAUGGUGAAGAAACAGAACGUAUCUGUUCCCCUGGCCUACAAAUUGUUUACAUUUUGUGUAAUUGAAAGAAACAGAAGUGUGUUGUUAUUUUUUCAAAAAAAAAAAAAAAGUGUGUUGUUAUUUUAUGAAUAAUAAUUUGUGCCAACAUAUAUGGUAUAAUUUCAAAAUAUUAAUACCUUCGUCCGUCCCUGAGUAUUUUUUCAAU
Messenger RNA from Cuscuta campestris, 798 nucleotides. NCBI's taxonomy places the organism in Eukaryota, Viridiplantae, Streptophyta, Magnoliopsida, Solanales, Convolvulaceae. The record is from the annotation of a GenBank genome assembly.